Molecule: messenger RNA, 1323 nt
Organism: Punica granatum (pomegranate)
Lineage: Eukaryota; Viridiplantae; Streptophyta; Magnoliopsida; Myrtales; Lythraceae
Source: RefSeq, a predicted model, not a curated record
AUGGAGCAGCGGUAUCGCUGCAAGCAAUGCAACGCGACCUUCGCCAGCGGGAGGGUCUUGGGGGGACACGCGAGGGGUCAUGAUGUCGCCCGGAGGAAGUUGCAGAAGAGAGCUCUCAGCGCCGCCGCUAACGAACCUGAAACGUCCGAUCCCAGUGGCAGUCGUGGGUAUGGUCCGAGAGAGAACCCGAAGAAGUCUUGGAAAACCUCUCACUCGAGAAUGCGCAGCCAAGAGCACGGCCCUACCGGAGCCCCGCUCGAUCACGUGACUGUCCUUCUGGGUCCCUACCCGUGCCGAGAAUGCGGGCAAGUAUUCGAGUCGCUGAAGUCUCUCUCGAAUCACCGGAGGGUCCAUGUCCAUGCCCAUGUCCGACAGGAGAUGUUUAAGUUUAACCGUGGCAGGAGAAGCGAUCUUGAGGAAACCUUAGCCAAUGUCGCGCCUAUUUGCCCUGUUCGGCGAAAGAGGUCGCUCAGAGUAUUCUGCGCUCCUCCCCAAACCGGAGAAUCGAAUCGGAACGAGCAGCCUCCGGUCCCAUCCCCCGUUUCUGAAACAGAGCAAGAUGAUGUACACGAAUCGGCCCUCGGCCUUUUGCUGCUCUCCCGGGGGCUGAGGGACCCGGAUGAUAAAUUCACGGAGAAAAUCGAAAUCCUGCCUGUCAUUCAAUCGGGAGUAUCAAAAAAGGUUGAUCAGACAACGAAAGAUGAUGCCUUGGGGGUGAAGGAAAUAUCCGACUCCAACUAUAGUAAAGAAGUACGGUCAGGAGACCCGAACGAGGAGGGAAAGCUGGUCGAAUUGAAUCUUCAGGUGAACAUGGUUUAUCUGGAAACGGAGUGUGAGAAUGCCGAAGGCCUGAUUGUGUUCGGAGACGGUGAGACCGUGAUGAGAGCUCGUGGGGAUGCAGUGAAACUGGGUUGUGAGAGCGAGGAACUCGAAGGAUGCUAUGGUGGUUUGACGAAGAAACCGAAGCUUGAGCACGACUGGAAGGGAAACAAGAUCAAGAUCAAUAAAGGUAGCCCCGAUCGCAGGAUUCUGAGCCCAACUAAAGAAGGCCAAGAGAAAGUCCAGGCAGAGUCGUUGCUGACCAAAGAAAACGAGCCCCAAUCUGAGAGAGAUUCCGUGAAUAUGGAUGAUAAAACUUACAGAUGCCCGACAUGCUAUAAAGUCUAUGGGUCGUGCCACGCUCUACGGGGUCACAAGAGAGUCCAUUCCGUGAAGGCCUCGACAGGAACCAAGGCCGGAAGGAUCACAAAAGUACUCAACCAGUUUUGGCUCUCUGAUAUUCCGGACCUGCUCGAUCUCAACGCCCAAGCUAUGUGCACAUGA